GCAGACUCAUCGCAGGCUGCGGGCCCUUUAAGAGAACAGGUGCGUCCUUGACAGGUAAUAGUGGAGAAACAGGAAGUAGACUCAUAUGUUAUCAACGGCAGAGGACCACGGAGUCUUAUUUUAACACAAACAUAAACAUGACGGCUGUGGGAAAACACUUUGACCGGCCUGACUGAAGACAUGAGACAACCUUUGCUCCUUAUCAGUCUGUCGCUGGCAGCCCUCCUCUCUGCCAGGGUGCUGGCUCAGGACCAGAUCCAGAUCCAGUUUCAGACAGACCCGUUGCUGGUUCAAACUGGUACAGAGGUAGUGUUCACAGUGCUGACAGUAUCCCAGGUUUUCUCCAUGGAAUGGCAGUACCAAGGAGGAGUCACUCUGGGCGUGUGGAGCGGAGGAGCCCCAUCUAUUAACCCAGUUGCCCAGUUCCAGGGCCGGGUCACCAUCACUGCCACCCGGCUCCGAAUCGGAGGCGCCCAGCUCCGAGACGCGGGGAACUACACGGUGGUAGUGACCCCCCUCGCUACAACAGGCCUGACCACUAACUCCAGAUCGAUACAGCUGAGGGUGUUUGAUGCAGUGGACGGGGUGAGUCUGUUUGUUCCUUCGGUGGCGGUGGAGGGGAGAAACGUGUCUCUGCAGUGUACGUGGACGUCUGGGACAGAGACUACUGUCCGGUGGGGCAAAGGAGGCGUAGCCAUCACCCCGGACUCCAGGAUUACCAUCUCUGAUGGCUCUCUUGUCAUCAACCCAGCCCAGCGGGGUGAUGCCGGGGACUACACAUGUACCGUCAGCAACCCUGUCAGCGCCCAAACUGCCACAAAGAGCCUCACUGUCUACUAUGGCCCCGACACCCCUGUGCUGACCAAGGACACCUCAAAAGACUGCGUCGGGGGAGGCGAUGUGCUGGUCGGACAGACGGUGCGUCUCACCUGCAUGUCUGACUCGCUGCCCCCUGCCCUCUUCUCAUGGCAACGUGACGGACAGACGGUCGCAUCUGGCCAGCCGGACAGCGGGGUGCUCAGCCUUCAGACUUUCUCUACGGAUGAGAGCGGCCAGUACGUCUGCACGGCCAGAAACAGCAUCACUGGAGGCACGUCGGAGCAGGGGACAGACUUAGCCAUCGUAGCCACAUGUCUAAAUGCAGGGGAAGUGGCGGGGAUUGUGAUUGGCUCUUUGCUCCUGCUCUUAAUCAUCAUCCUCCUCAUCGUGCUCAUUGUCUUUCUCGUGCGAAGGAGGGGACGACAGAGACAAAAUGAUACUACUGUGCUUGUGCAGAAGAACAACCCAAAUCCCAGGCCUUUACCUCCAGAACCACAACCUAAUGGUGCAAGGGAUUUGGGCCAAGGUCCCCACCCCCCCCUCUUUUACGUGAACUCACACACGCGCAACUUAUACAGAGCCCCGCAUGAAAGCCGUGGCAACCCGCAGACACUGGCGCUGGAAGGGUUGCAUAACUCCGACCCACACCGACACAAUGGUCGUACCCACACAAAUGGACUCCCACACAAUGCCUCUCAAAAUGGCAGUGCAUUCCCACACAAUGGCAAUGACAACCCGGCUUUCACACACACUGAUGCUCAGAAUCCAAACACACAGCAGCAAAAUCCUAACAUUGUCAUUCAGACUGGCGCUGCCCAGGGCGGCGCCCAGCCGUCGGCGGUCCACGUCAACCUUAACACGCUGCCACAAUCUGCCCAGCAAGGCAACAACAGUGCACAAAUGCCCACCAUUCAUGUCAAUCUUAACUCGUACCCAACCAAUGGCCAACAGAGUCAGCAAGACAACUCAUUUCCUCUUCCCAAUACAGCCAGUUAUAAUGCUUCACAACCCCCCCAACAAAACCUGACACAUACGGGGCAGCCAGAUCCCAGAUUGCAAAGUGGGCAAUCCUAUCCUAAUCCUACUGACCCCCAGGUGAAUGAUAACGUAGAAGCAGGUCUACUAGAUCGGCUUGGACUUAUCCCGACUGGAUACACACAUCAUAACAGAAAUAACACUCCUCAGCGAAAUGCCAACACACAGACGUACCAGCUGGAGCAAGAGCCUCGUCACAGGUCUGAUAGAAACUCCUGGGAUCUCCUCCGAGGGACACCGGCGUACCCCACUGGCACGCGUCAGAGAGGACACACAUCAUCUGAGGACACCUCUGACACUACAGGCUACACUUCCCAUCCUCCCAUACGGGACGCAAGAAUGCCGAGCAGAUCUCAGCCACGAACUGAGAGCAGAAGCACUUCCCGCAGCAGAGCUCCACCCAGACGAGAUACACCAUCAGUGGACAGACAGACACGGAGUCGCUCGGCUGAUCUCCGAGGCCCAAACACUCGCAGUGUAACACAGCUUGAGGCUGAACACCACACACAGAGAAGCCCCCACACACAAAGGAGGAGCGCUCAGCGAGACAUCAGUGGUCCGCCUCGUAGCCAGACUGCCCCCAGGCAGGAAGCCACACACAGAAAUAACCCCCAGGCACUACCUCUCAUGAGCCAGCAGGCCUCUGUAGGCCGCUCUGCUGUGUCACAAGGACCAGUGAAACAACAGGCAGCGACUGCACCGCGGGGUGUGGAUUCAAGAGCUUUGGCUGAUCCUAAUCACCUUCCACAGGCACACGUGGCCCAGCAACACAGAGCAGAACCGAUCCAAACACCACCACAAGGUCUGGGCAAACAGACACAGCCUGUCAUAAAUGGUGCCAGUCAACCUCGCCAAGGAGGCACUGCUCCAGUCCCGUACUCUCCUGCCCAACGUAAUCCCAGUACCCUAACCCAGGCUGCACUUACAGCCCACACCGAGAGGACUCAGACAUUUCAGAAUCGGAGACAACAGACCCAGGCCGCCCUGCUCCACCCUGGACCACAGGCACGUGUCCCUGUUGCUGGGGCUCAGCACCCACCAACUCCUCCUCCUGUUAUCCCCCUCGAACAGUUUCAGACCCUCCCCAAGAAACACACCCAGCACAGAUCCCCAAUUAGAGGCCCUCAGCCCCCCAGACCACCUGUUAACAUACCUGUGGCUCAACGACCCCGACCAGCACAACACAGGCCCGCCAACCAUCAUCACCAUCCUGGAAAUGGCCACGUGCAUGUCAAUGCACACAGACACGCUCAUGCUCGUGGCCACGGGCACCCUGCCCACUUCACCCACCCACAGCAGCAUCAGACUCACAGAGGGAGACCAAGAUGAUGACAGAUGUCAGCAGACUACACUCCACAACUGUCCCGCAUCCACUGUCACAGACAAACAGCUGACAGACGUGAUCCAAUAUACCACCGAGCGAGACUGACUGCACAAGGUUCUGCUCUCAAAAAAAGCUGUCAUACCCUGGAAUCUGAGUCAGAAAGUCAGUUUUUUUUAUGAAAGAAAUGAGCAUGUCUCCCAUGGGGAUGAUGAAAUGUAACUUUUUGGAAAUCAGUCCUGCUUUCUUAGAAAGAAAUGACAAAUUGUCUCAAAAGAGGCUCGAACUGCACCUCUUUAAAAUGUACUGAAUUAAAUAAGCAAAAUGAUACUGAGAGUUUUAGAUAAAAUGCUCCCCCAUCAACAACCUCUCUCUCCAAGCAUGCACACACGCACACACACACACACACACACACACACACACACACACACACACACACACACACGUACUAUACAAUUUUACUUCUGAAGCACUGGUCAUGCAUCAAACUUUGCCAAGAGCCUGCUCAGAGUAGACAAGUUCAGUGAUCCAUGGCUCUUGACCAAGCCCACAUCCUCUCAUCCAUUCGUCAUCGAAACUAAACAACACUACCUUGACAAAAUGCCCUUGAUGUGCCUGUAUGAAUAUCUGUGCAUGAUCUAAUAGACAAUAAAUGAGAGGGGACUCGGCCCCUGUGAACAGUGACAAUUAUGAAAGAAGAAAUUAGCCGUAGGGUUGGUCUUCAUGUUCAUGGAACUAUUUAUUUUGCGCCUUCUGUUUACAGAUGCCUCUUAUGACACUUCUCAAUUAAGGGGAUUCGCCUCAGCGGCGCUCAGAAGUAAUGCUCAGCUAACUAUGAAGGGGAUCCCACAAAUGGAUGGGCGCUUAUUAAUUAAAUGCUUUUAUGUGACUUAAAUGACUUGGAAAAUAAUCACACCCGUGCAUGAAUGAGGUCAGCACAAAGACUCGAGCUGCCACGCUUUCUGCUGAAAAAGCACAAUGUAACAAUUUACUGUCUGCACUGGGUCAUACUCGGCACAUUAAAACCAAUGGGAUGUCAUUAUUACUUUUGCAGAUUAUGUAUUUAUUGAUUUAUAAUGUCUGUGUUGUUUUUUUGAGACUCAGGAAACUUGUAAAAAUUGAUUAUUUGGGUAUCAAUGAUAUCAUUUAUGAAUAAAUGUGGCCAAAUUCAUAAGGAAGUCUGGUGAUAUUCUGUAUUUCUCUUAUUGUCAACAAAUCCCGGAUUAACUGAUCAUACUAACAACUAUCGCCUGUGCAGACAAAAUAUGAUGUGUCUCUUCUUCAGUCCCUCAGAGCUCCAUCAUUAUCCAAAAACUAAAACACACAUCAGUGAGCCUCACGGUCACACAGGGUAACAUAGUCCAUCAUUAGUAUAAACAUGGGCACUGUGAUUUUUCUAUCCUGCUGCUGUAAAUUCUCACUGGAGCUCCAAACGUGUAUUAAUCCCCAGCUGAAAAUAGACCCAAACAUAUGCAGUAUUUACAGCUGUGUGAGCAACAUUUGCAAGAGCUACAGUCCAGCUGUUUGAAGAAAUCACUUUGCUAUAGGCAAAAAAACCCUAUUUAUAUGCAACCUGUUUUUAAAGAUUUAGGUCUUCAGGAGCAACAAAUGGGCUGAAAACGAGCGAUGCAGCCAAAUCCUUCUACUUUAUUUCGGUAAAGCACAGAUAAUGCGAUGGAAACAGAUAUUAAUUCUACCCAAAGUUGCUUGUUGUUGUGUUUCAGCCAUUAUGUUACUUCAGAUCACUUCAAAUCACUUCAUAUCACUGUGAAUGACCACAAGAUGUAGAAAAGUAGUUUAGGCCUGCAGUAUCCUCCUGAGACACCAGCUUGUGUUUGGUAUGCAUUUUUAAUUGCUCCUAGCUAUUUGGGAAUGCAGGACCUGAUAAGUAUAAAAAUGAAGCAUUCUUUUUAAACAGGAAGUAGUUUUUGGGAAAAAAAGGUGCCCUAAAAUGUGGACAAUGGAUUUGUUUUUAAUAGUUGCAAGUGCGUAAUAAAUUAUAAAACUGUUUAUUUCAAUACCUGAACGUUGUUGUGCAAAAACAAAAUUACAGACACAUUUUCCCUGCUCUGUAUUCCAGUCUACAUAUGAAUGUCACACCUAAUUGGUCCCAGUGUCCUCAAACAAAUAAUUAACAGCAUUUUAGCUUGUUACUAUUGCUAACAUUGGUCAAAUUUAUAUUCCAUAUCAAACUACAGAUGUUAUUUAGCACCAUUAAACAAGUUUUAACCAUGAAAUGUGAUCAGGUUUUGUACCUUGUCCACUUUUGUGUCGGGAUCAGCUGUGGACUGAGCAUGAAAGCGUCCACAAAUGAGGACAACAGGUCUAAGUUGAGCAAAAUGAAGUAUAAGGGGCAGGAAACCCAAAAUGUGAUGUCCUGUGAAUGUGAAUGUGAUGUGUAAAUAUAUUUAAUUAUCAAUUAUGUUCCAAUAUUAAAUCAAUUUGAUGCUUUGAAGGCACAACAACUGCAUUGCCAAUGAGUAUUAGGUUAUUAGUCUUCUAUCCGAAAAACAGAUAAAGACAGACAGAUUGAUAUGUCAGUUAAACAGACAGAAAUACAGAUACUGAUGUCUCGGUACACCCCCAGUGAGAACCACAGACAGAGAAGGGAGGUCAAAUGCACUGUGAGACAAAGUUUUUAUCAGACUUGUUGACAAUAAGAAACUUUUCUUUAACAUCAAAACACAUAAACUCAACAAUGUAAAGCGGCAGGAUCAAAUACACAGCACAUCUGGUGGCUCCAACCAAACAUCUGGUGCAUGAGAUUUACUUUACUGCCUUAAAAAUGGUGCCGUUUUAGGAAAAUGAAUGCCUCUGUAUCGUCUAUACAGAUGUUGAAUAUUCAUAUUCACUGCUACAUGCACAGUGUUUAUCGUUGCUCCUCAGGAAGGAUUUGUAUUGUUUGGGCUUCAUGAAUUGCUCCG
Molecule: messenger RNA, 6099 nt
Organism: Epinephelus moara (kelp grouper)
Lineage: Eukaryota; Metazoa; Chordata; Actinopteri; Perciformes; Serranidae
Product: serine/arginine repetitive matrix protein 1
Exons: 9
Coding region: 181-3183 (1000 amino acids)
Source: RefSeq, a predicted model, not a curated record